GUAAAAGAGCUACCUGGUCUUGGAAAUACAUUGGAUAUUAUUGUAGUGAACGGACGCAUCCGCGAGGGUGAUACUAUCGUGUUGGCAGGCCAGGAAGGUGCUAUCUCUACGCAGGUUCGCGGGAUCCUAAUGCCGGCUCCAAUGACUGAGCUGCGCAUUAAGAGCAUCUACCAUCAACACCGUGAGGUGGUGGGUGCUCAGGGGGUUAAGUUGAUUGCCAAGGAUCUCGACAAGUCUUUAGCUGGCCUUCCCAUCUAUGUAGCAAACGAUUUGGCCGAAGACCUUUACUAUCGGGUUUGCUGUCCAUUUUUAUCAUUUUACUCAAUUUUGUCACUGAUUUUUUUCUAA
Protopolystoma xenopodis is the source of this 348-nucleotide messenger RNA. Lineage: Eukaryota; Metazoa; Platyhelminthes; Monogenea; Polystomatidea; Polystomatidae. The record is from the annotation of a GenBank genome assembly.